Molecule: messenger RNA, 5885 nt
Organism: Monodelphis domestica (gray short-tailed opossum)
Lineage: Eukaryota; Metazoa; Chordata; Mammalia; Didelphimorphia; Didelphidae
Gene: PYGB
Product: glycogen phosphorylase B
Biological process (GO): glycogen catabolic process
Cellular component (GO): cytoplasm
Molecular function (GO): glycogen phosphorylase activity; pyridoxal phosphate binding
Source: RefSeq, a predicted model, not a curated record
UCGUUCCUCCCUCAAACCCCUCGCCCUGCCCCUGCUCCACCCCGCCCCGCCUCUCUGGGGUAGUGCGCAGGCGCAGUGCCCUCCCCCAGAGGUUGCAUUCUGAUCGCUGGCUGCGGCAGCCGCUGCAGCAUCCUCUUCCUUGUCCUUCUCUACCGGUUGUCCCUUCUCCCGGACGGGCGGGGCCCGCAGCAGCCAGGAUGGCCGUGCCCUUGACCGACUGCGAGAAACGGAAGCAGAUCAGUGUUCGGGGCAUCGCCGGACUGGGCGACGUGGCCGAAGUGAGGAAGAGCUUUAACCGGCACCUCCACUUCACUCUGGUCAAGGACCGCAAUGUGGCCACUCCCCGAGACUACUUCUUCGCCCUGGCACACACGGUGCGUGACCACUUGGUGGGCCGCUGGAUCCGUACGCAGCAGUACUACUAUGAGAAGGACCCCAAGCGCAUUUAUUACCUUUCCCUGGAAUUCUACAUGGGCCGGACUCUACAGAACACGAUGGUGAAUCUGGGUCUUCAGAAUGCUUGUGAUGAAGCUAUUUAUCAGUUGGGAUUAGAUUUGGAAGAACUUGAAGAAAUAGAAGAAGAUGCAGGUCUUGGUAAUGGAGGACUGGGGAGACUGGCAGCUUGUUUCCUGGAUUCAAUGGCUACAUUGGGACUGGCCGCCUAUGGUUAUGGAAUCCGUUAUGAAUUUGGCAUUUUUAAUCAGAAGAUUAUCAAUGGCUGGCAGGUUGAAGAAGCUGAUGAUUGGCUACGUUAUGGCAACCCCUGGGAAAAAGCUCGCCCUGAAUAUAUGCUUCCUGUGCAUUUCUAUGGCCGAGUGGAACAUACUGCAGAUGGUGUGAAGUGGUUGGAUACUCAGGUGGUGCUUGCAAUGCCUUAUGAUACUCCAGUGCCAGGAUACAAAAAUAACACUGUUAACACGAUGAGGCUGUGGUCUGCUAAGGCACCCAAUGAUUUCAACCUUCAGGAAUUUAAUGUGGGGGACUAUAUUGAAGCUGUUCUGGAUAGAAAUUUGGCUGAAAACAUCUCCAGAGUCUUGUACCCAAAUGAUAAUUUUUUUGAAGGAAAAGAGCUCCGGCUGAAGCAAGAAUACUUUGUGGUGGCUGCUACUCUCCAAGACAUCAUUCGUCGCUUCAAAUCUUCCAAGUUUGGCUGCCGGGAUCCAGUGAGAACCUGUUUUGAAACUUUCCCAGACAAGGUUGCCAUUCAGCUCAAUGAUACCCACCCAGCACUCUCUAUUCCAGAACUCAUGAGAAUUCUAGUGGAUGUUGAAAAAGUAGAUUGGGAUAAGGCCUGGGAGAUCACCAAAAAGACAUGUGCCUACACCAACCACACUGUCCUACCUGAGGCUCUGGAGCGGUGGCCUGUCACAAUGUUUGAGAAGUUACUGCCCAGACACCUGGAGAUUAUCUAUGCUGUCAAUCAGAAGCACUUGGAUAAUGUAGCUGCCAUGUUUCCUGGGGAUGUGGAUCGGCUGAGGAGGAUGUCUGUGAUUGAGGAGGGAGACUGUAAGAGGAUUAACAUGGCCCACCUUUGUGUAAUUGGAUCCCAUGCUGUCAAUGGAGUAGCAAGAAUCCACUCAGAAAUUGUGAAGCAGUCUGUUUUUAAAGAUUUUUAUGAACUAGAGCCAGAAAAGUUCCAGAACAAGACAAAUGGCAUUACUCCCAGACGGUGGCUCCUGUUGUGCAAUCCAGGCCUGGCAGAAGUCAUUGUGGAGAAAAUUGGAGAAGAUUUUCUCACAGAUUUAAGCCAGCUGAAGAAGCUUUUGCCGUUGGUCAAUGAUGAAGCAUUCAUCAGAGAUGUAGCCAAAGUCAAACAGGAAAACAAAUUGAAGUUUUCUGCCUUCCUAGAGAAAGAAUACAAAGUGAAAAUUAAUCCCUCCUCAAUGUUUGAUGUUCAUGUGAAGAGAAUCCAUGAGUACAAAAGACAGCUGUUGAACUGCUUACAUAUCAUCACUCUGUACAACCGAAUAAGGAAAGACCCAAGCAAAUCCUUUGUUCCAAGAACCGUUAUGAUUGGGGGAAAGGCUGCUCCCGGCUAUCACAUGGCUAAGAUGAUCAUCAAGUUGGUUACAUCCAUUGGCGAUGUUGUGAAUCAAGAUCCAAUUGUAGGAGACAGGCUUAAAGUGAUCUUCUUAGAGAAUUAUAGAGUGUCCUUCGCUGAAAAAGUGAUUCCUUCAGCUGACCUGUCACAGCAAAUCUCCACUGCUGGUACAGAGGCCUCAGGCACAGGGAACAUGAAAUUUAUGCUGAAUGGCGCCCUCACUAUUGGGACCAUGGAUGGUGCCAACGUGGAGAUGGCCGAAGAAGCCGGUGAAGAGAAUCUGUUCAUCUUCGGGAUGAGGGUGGAUGAUGUCGAAGCCUUAGACAAGAAAGGGUACAAUGCCAAGGAGUACUAUGACCGCAUCCCGGAGCUGAAGCAAGUGAUGGACCAGAUCAGCAGCGGAUACUUCUCUCCUAAAGAUCCUGACUGCUUCAAGGAUGUCGUGAACAUGCUCAUGUAUCAUGACAGGUUUAAAGUGUUUGCUGACUAUGAAGCCUAUAUUGAAUGCCAAGCAAAAGUGGACCAGUUAUAUAGGAAUCCCAAAGAAUGGACAAAGAAAGUCAUCAAGAAUAUCGCUUGCUCUGGGAAAUUUUCCAGUGAUAGAACAAUCACUGAAUAUGCCAGAGAGAUAUGGGGUGUUGAGCCCUCAGAUGUGAAGAUCCCGCCCCCCAACAUCCCCAGGGAGUAGCUUGUCCUGUCCAUGGGGCACUGUUGGUCACGGCAGUCUCAUGGAUUCAAGAUGGAAGUGCUUCUGGGUUCUAGUUAACUUCGCACCUAAUGCAGUUUGCAGUUAUUUACCACCAGUGGGAUGGCCUUGUCUUUAUAAAAUAGUAUUUCCCAGAGGAGGGAAGGAAGUGAUAGUGGCUUGAGGGGGAAAAAAUGGGGGCGAUUUAUGCCUUUGCUUCCAAGAUAGUGAGAGGUAGCUUAGGUGCUGGGUGCUUUGAGAGUUUGUGCAUGUCCUUCCUAUUUUUCCUCCUUCCCUCCCACCCCCCAAAAAGCAGCUUUGUGAAGACAGAAAACUCCUCAGUAAAGUGAGUAUUCACUAGGUAGCCAGAUGGAUGGAGUAGCUACUCUGCCAGCGUUAUCUCGCUUGCUAGCAUGCAUAGUUCUUGGGUUGCUUCCGACUGUCCCUCCAGAAGACUCGCGCACUGUCUGGUAGCCGGUUUGGAUUCUUUAGCUCCAGCUGCUGGGCUCUGCAUUGCCGCACUUGUUUUCAAAUGAAAAUGGUCUCGAUGAGAUAGAAAAAUGUGCACUUCAGCCAAAGCAAUGGCCAGUUGGCUCCAGGAGUGCAUAUUAGAAGCAGCAAUGGUUGUCAGGCUCUUUUGAAAAUGAUUCAGCCUUUGUUAUGUACACACACACACACACACACACUCUCUCUCUCUCUCUCUCUCUCUCUCUCUCUCUCUCUCUCUCUCUCUCUCUCUCUCUCUCUCUCUCUCUCUCUCACCCUAUAGGAACAUGAAAUCUUUAAUAUCUCCACAAACUGUCUUAGUCUAUGUAGUCUUCUCAUCUUUGUGUGUGAAUGGCCAGGAAAGGGAAUAGUUCUGCCUCAAGAAUUGAUGUCUGUUUUUUUUAAGCCAACUUCAUUCAAAGUCAAGAUCAUGGCAAGACAGAAAAUAACAAGCAUUUUUCCCUUUUAAAAAAAAAUAUUAAAAGGUGAAUUUCUGGCCACAUACCAUGAUGCCAAAAUGUAAAAAAUUCUACUUUGCAGGCCAGGGACUCCGAGGGAAAGAAGACCUUUUCUAAGUGUGUCUGUUGGCUAGAGAGCAUCCUUCUUUCCUGAACAGAUAAAACGCUUAUUCAAAUUCCAGAUCCUCUUUGUACCUGGGCAGUGGCCGUGUAACCUUCUCUGUCAUCAAGAAGGCAUUAGUGACUUAAGCUACAAUUUUUCUAUAAGAUUGAGAUGCUAAUAUUAGGCGGGGAGAUAGAUUUAGCAACAUUAAGGACUCCCCAUUUCCUACCUUCUCAUGUCUUGUUUUUCUUUCUAGUUGAAGGCAGAUGGGAGUCCAUAUUGGUUAUAAAGAAACGUCCCCGGAAUUUAUUGAAAAUACAUGAGGUUCUUGUAGGUAAAAUUAAAAACAAAAAAACUCUUUAACCUUCCAUCUUAGAAUCAGUACUCCAUAUUGGUUCCAAGGCAAAAGAAUGGCGAGAAGUAAGCAAUGAGGGUUAAGAGACUUGUCCAGGGUCACACAGCUAGGAAGUAUCUGAGGUCACAUUUGAACCCAGAACCUCUAUCUCUGGUUCUCAAUCCACUGAGCCACCUAGCUGCUCCCUAUUGUUGUUAUAAUUUUGCUGUUGCCAAAUACACAUUCUCUUGGCCUUUCCUGAUCAUAUUCUACAAGUAAAUUAAGAUCCGACACAGCUGUAGCUUCAUGUGGGUUCAAGGCCAGCAAAUGAAUAAGGAAACAUGGAACCUUAUAGCUUGAGAGAGGCCCGCUUGAUCCCCAAACCACAACUCCGGUAUCUACCGGUCCUUUCUUUGGUGGUUCACCUGCAUUUGGAUGGUUGUAAUCUGGGCUAGCAUGUCCUAGAAGUGUCAAAAACGGAGCAAGGUGAAGGACGAGGCCCCACUGAAUAUAAACGUGUACGUCUUUUAAGGACAAGGCUAUUCAACUGAACAUUAGUACUAUUUUUUUUUCAUUAAUAAGGAACUGAAACUAAGGUUUUUUCUUCAUCAACUGAAAAUGGCACUUUUUAGCUAAAGAAAAAUUAUUUUCCAUUAAUAUAUUAAACUUGUCUCAACACUAGUGAGCCCCACUCAGACCCCGAGCAACGAUUGUUUUCAUCAAGUGUACUAGAGUAUGCCUUAUGGCUAAGGAUGGUGCAGGACUUCCCUGAGAAGAGGAGCUGGACCCCCACUUCCUAUUGGCUCACAUCUGGGGCUUUUAGCCAAACAAAAUUGGCUUCUCCUUUAAAUCUAUUUUCAGAGCAGUUAGAUAGUACGACAGUUUUUCCUGUAGUGGAAGAGGAAAUACAGCUGAAUGGUCUUCCUUUUUCCCAUUGAAGGAUUAUAAUUAAAAUCAAAUAAUUGCAAGUAUUAUGAGAUUUAUUAUUAAUCACUCGAAGUAGAAGAAAUAGAACAAAAGUAAAAAGUUUUCCCGAUCAUGUUAGCUGGAGAAGAGACGAAGCGGGCUUACAGAAACUUAUCUCCAGAACAUAAGGACAAAAGUGGGAUUCUGGGGAAUAGAGUCCUGGGGUACAAAAUUCUAAUUACCCGUCUUCAUUCAGGUCUGGAGAGACUGUGAUUAGAAAGCGAGUCGGAGGUGUGUGUUUGUUCUGUCCUAUUUUCUAGUCUCCCUGUUGAAUGGCCAAGACCAAAGCCUUCUCUGUUGCUAGUACAUCAUCCUGUUCGCUGAGAGUGGGGUGAGGAGGGACAGGCCUCCCUGGCUACGAGCAGGGGUCCGAGAACACUCUCAGAGUAGAUCUCUCUCCGAUUAGUUUUCCCAGAGUCGUUUGUCUGCACAAGGUGUGGGGAAAGCUGCGGAGCUUCACUGGAAACAGCCGGUUAUUGGAUCAAACUUCGACUAAUUCCCUAGUUGUCGAGCGUAUUCCUGGAGGCUUCCUUCCUUGCAUGCUGGGUGUGUGGAUGCCCGUUCCCUUCCCGUCUGUCUCUUGUUUGGGGUAGCCCUUUAACAAGCCAGGCCCUUAGGAUGCCCCUGCUGGGCUCGGUUUAGGAGGGAGACCAAAGCCCUAACGUUUUCCACCCUGGCUAGAUUCUGUGUUGUGUAUUCCAUUAAGCGAGCACCGUGUGUGUGUGAAAUCACCGUCUGUAGUGGAUCACUGUGACUACCCUUGUGUGUGAGAAGUGAUUAAACAGUUAUGCCAAUGGCUAAUUGGACACACA